GUUGGAUGAGUUGUGUAGUGCAGAGUUCGAGUGAGAGGCGAGAGGUGAGCAGCCGAGAAGUAGACGACGAACAAAAUGGCGGUCGUAGCGAAGUUGUUGCCGAUCCUGUGAUUUUCUUGCUCGCAAUUUGACACGAUUGUCGUCUGGGAAUCAAACAAGGUUGUUCCUGGCACGUAAUACCAGUCAACAAUAAGAAUAACUGACAAUUGUUUUGAAGUGGGUGGUUUGAUAAGUGAAUUGUAUCGUCGGCCUGAUGCGGGUCGCAAACGAAUCAUUUAUUGCAAAUGAUGACUUCAAUGCUGCCUAGUUUUAAUCCACCGAUCGUGAAGAGGUUGCUGGGUUGGAAAAAAGGCGAAGGUGAGGACAAAUGGAGUGAAAAAGCUGUGAAGGGUCUGGUUAAAAAACUGAAAAAAUCCGCGGGACUAGACGAACUUGAAAAAGCUAUUACUACUCAAAGUUGCAACACCAAGUGCAUUACUAUACCAAGACCCAAUCCUGGAGGAAUCGGUGACAACGGAGUCCAAGGUAUUAGAGGAAAAGGCUUGCCUCACGUUAUAUAUUGUCGCUUGUGGCGUUGGCCGGAUUUGCAAUCACACCACGAAUUGAGAGCUAUUGAACAUUGUGAAUACGCAUUCACUCAAAAAAGAGACGAAGUUUGCGUUAAUCCAUACCAUUAUCAACGAAUACAAACUCCAGUCUUGCCUGCAAUCUUGGUCCCGAGGCAUAGUUUGUCCGGCGACGAAUCUGUGUUGUAUAAUACUUCACUAGAAGAGUUAAGCGUCAGCGUACCCGAAAACACAAGCUUCCACGCAACAUUAAAUCAUCAACACCACAACCAACAGGGCAUUCCGCAAUCUCCCCAACAACAGCAACCGAACAAUCCUUAUCAGGGAAUGCAGAGUAUGCAAGCAACGAGUCCUGCAAGUGUCGGGAGCUUAGGAAGUGUCCAAGGGUCACCCCGUCCGGCACCAGGAUCUAUGGAUCCUCCAGCCGACACACCACCGCCUGGUUACAUUAGCGAAGAUGGGGAUAAUAUGGAUCAUAACGACAACAUGUCCCUCUCACGCUUGUCUCCUAGUCCAGUCGAUGCACAGCCAGUUAUGUACUGCGAGCCAGCAUUUUGGUGCUCAAUAAGUUACUAUGAACUUAAUACAAGGGUUGGCGAGACAUUUCACGCCUCUCAGCCAAGUAUUACAGUUGAUGGUUUCACGGAUCCAAGUAACUCUGAACGCUUUUGUCUGGGCCUUUUAUCCAAUGUUAACAGAAAUACAGUUGUCGAACAAACUCGACGGCAUAUCGGCAAAGGAGUGAGACUUUAUUAUAUCGGUGGUGAAGUAUUUGCUGAAUGUUUAUCUGAUUCGAGUAUUUUUGUGCAAAGUCCCAAUUGUAACCAACGCUACGGAUGGCAUCCUGCGACAGUCUGCAAAAUACCACCUGGUUGUAAUCUUAAAAUUUUCAACAACCAAGAGUUUGCCGCUCUUUUGUCCCAGUCGGUAUCUCAAGGUUUCGAAGCUGUGUACCAGUUGACACGGAUGUGUACAAUCCGAAUGAGUUUUGUAAAGGGUUGGGGAGCUGAGUACCGUCGGCAGACUGUUACCUCAACGCCAUGUUGGAUAGAGUUGCAUUUAAAUGGACCACUUCAAUGGCUCGACAGAGUCUUGACGCAGAUGGGUUCGCCUAGGCUGCCAUGUUCAUCAAUGUCUUAAAAGACAGGUUACAGAUCAAAGACCUUACUUGGUCAAGUGUCUCAAUGCUAUGCUUGGGCUCACGGCAUGGUCGUGACCAAAGGCGAACAGAUUAUUUCCAAUCAACCGUUUCGACUGCAGUUUAGAAGUAACUACCGAAGUUCAGAGUCAUGUUAAGUUAACAGAACAAAGCAUGGAAUAAGUAGAGAGAUUACGAAAAUUCCAUCAUACUUGACAAAAUUAAAAAAUCAUCUGAUCUGGAUGAUACAUCCAAUGGUGACAGUCUCAUGAGGAGACAAUACAUCGUUUGAAUGCAACAUUAUUUGUAUGCAUGUAUCGUGAAACACAUGUUAUUCGAAUCUGGCUAAACGGUUGAUCUUUAUUUUACGGGUGUCUUCUAGCUUGACUUUAUUUUUUUCACCCUGGCUACCUAGUUUCAUUCAGAUGUCAAGAAAAAUGUUCCAUGAAAGAAUACCAUCUGAUCUUGGGAAUACUUGAGCUGUUUAACAGAACCUUCUUUUGGUAUUUUUUUACAUAUCCUUUUUCUUAGCAACAGAACCAGAUUAGGGGUUGAAAACUAAAAAUGAUUGUGAAACAAGCACCCUCUGACGAACGUAUGGCUCGGAAGUAUGAUCGAAGAGGUAUAUGAUCGCGGAUGUCAAUAACAUUUUUGUCACAAAGAUUAAUUAAAAAUACCAUCUGUAUUGGCUUAAGAGAUGGCUGAUUUUUGAACAGCUACUUUAUGGAAAAACUUGAAAUACUUACACGAAUCUUUAAUGGUUUUAAUUUUUCACAUUUUACUGGCUAAUGUGCUUGAAAAUAUACAGAUGAACUGGUUAUUGAGAAUCGAUUGGUUACUCGUAGAGUCGAAUGGAAAGAUUGAUUUUUUAAUUCAAUAGAUCCCGUGGACCUCUGAAAAAUUGGAAGAAUUAACAAUGAGCCGUGGCGGCUUAUAUCGAGAUUGCUUAUAUGUUUGUAUCUCUUUACUAGUCUAACAUAUAACAAAUAUUUAUUGUAUGUUAUUUUAAACUUAUUCAACGAUUCAACCUCAACACCAAAUCAAACCAUUUGUUGUUUUGCUCUUUUCAAAUUCAACUACUAGAGUAUUAUUUAUUAUAAAACUGUACAUUAUUUUGACAAAAUUGGUCAGAGUUUGACAUUUAGCAAUAUUGAAAAAUUUAGUAUAGUACUUUUCUUCUGUAUUUUGUCUCAAGCUUCAAUAUUUGUUAUAUUAACUUACCAAUCAGCUAAAAUUGACACAUUAUACUAUUCCUAAAUUGGUUUAAGCGAUGAAGGCUUUGCCGCGUCUACAUUUAGUAUGAUUUCACCUAAUGCAGCAAGCAAUGAGCCGAUACCACAUAUUUACCGAUAUCCUAUUAAUAUAGGUGUAAAAAUCAAUUCUUCAUGGAAGAAGAUUCAAGCGUUACUUCUCUUUCGAACGCGUUUUUGAAAUUCUACAUAUCCAUCGAAUUCGCAAUUUUCUAUGGGUUUCAAGUUGACCAUCAUAUCUCGAAAUAUGGUCGGCUCCAUAGAUUGCAUAGGGGUGAGGGGUGGCGAUCAUUUAGCGUGGUUUUAAAGCACUGAUACGAGUAGUCUGAAUGAAUUAUUGGAACAGAGAUAAAUGUGCGUGUUGCUGAUAAGGAGAAUUGGUGAAUGAAUUCAUAUUUUUAUACCUUGGGUCAAAGAUUAUUCAGAUUGUAAGUGGUUGGUGGUUAUUUUUAUAUUUGAAUCGACUCAUGGAAUAACUUCCUAUAUAAUUAAAAUGCGUCGUAAUUCAUUCGUUCUGUAGGUAUAUGAGAAAGUAAAUCAAACGUCGAAUCUUUUCCUCAAAGUUUGAUUGAAUUGCCACCGAUGAAAUACUCGUGCUUAUUUUUGAUUCAUCAUCUAUUACACAAGCAUUCACAAGAUUCAGUUCAUUAUCACAUUUGGCUUGAUAUAAUAAUAACAACCACAGCAAAAAUGAUGAUAACUCUAACGAUAAUAUUGAAAAUAAUUAUGUUAUAACAUUUGGACCCCUAAUAGGAUUGGUGGUUUCUGAGAAAGUAACCAGUGUCUGUUGCCUGUACACCAAACAUUCUAAAACAACACAUUUCCAAUAGGACGUUAUAAAAUCCGUCACUCCACUCAAUGUCUUCCAUGAAUAGUACUAGAUAAUUGUUCUCAAACAUUUUAUUAAUGGUUUUUGGUACAGCACAAUAACGUUUACACUGCCUUUUUUUUACAAGCAUCUAUAUUUAACAGAAUUUUUAAUACUUGUAAGAGCUCCUGAAGUUUUUGUGUAACGAACACAUACAAAUGGAUAAUGAAUCAUGAAAGAAUACGUGCUAAUAGAUAUACGUACAUGUUACACAACUUAUUGAAUUUAAUUCAUUAACAGGAUAAGUUUGCAUGUGUUUUUAACGGAGUAAUACAAUCAUCGUAAUGAAUGUGAAUCACAUAUCCGUGUACAGAAAUUUCAGAAAACCAAGUUUGUGUCCAGUUGAACAUACAUUUGAAGUUACGUAAACUUAACGUUUCUCAUCAGUGAUAUAAACGACAGUGAUUUAAAAAUUUUCCAUUACUUUUGUACUUGUAUCAAGACUACUUUAGUAAAAGUACAGUUAUUAUUCAUUCGUAUAACGUGUAGGUAUGCCGAGGUGAAAUCAUUUCAUAUCAUAAUGCAGCUUACUUUAAAUAAUUACAGUUUCAGCAAAGUUAAAUGUACAUGGAAUUGAUGAUGGUUGGAACAUGUAUGCAGAUAGCCUAAUACAUCAGCUUCCUCAUUUUCCAUCAUAAAACUCAAAUCAUUUUCAUUUCCAGUGUUUCAACUAGCGACGAAUAAUAAUUGCUGGACACAAUCAGAAGAUACAAAAAUCUUUGAGCUUCCAUCGUGUUCAGCGAAUCAUUACUCAUUGCUCGUAUCUUGAUAUUUUAAAAGCAAGAACAAAAUAGAGAAUAGGAUAUCGGUAUCGGCUCAUAAUGUGUUUGUAAUCCUGACGUAAAUUACUAUACGUAGAUAGACCUGGGUUCAUGAAAACAUAAUUGAAUAACAGCAAGUGAUAAUUACAUAUUUUAUAUAAAGUGUGUUUUUUUUUUUUAUUUUAUUUUGUUUUUCUUUUCUAAUCGUUUAUAGUGCCAUAGAUGUCAUGACCCCGGUCUGAAGUUACCUAUUUAUAUCAAGUAAUCCAAAUGUACACAAUAUACAAAGGCGUGCUCACAUGAAAGAGCAGUUCAGUAUUAGUGUAUGAGGCAUGCGAUAAUUGUGGCGGUGUGAUUUAACUCGUUGAAAUGCGGAAAGAAAAUUUCCCAUUAUACCUAUGCAUUAUCCUUGUGAGGCGAUAAAAAUUUGCUGCCUCAUCUGUCGCACUGCUAUUCUGAUCUAUAACUUUAAUGUAAGACUAAAUCUCUGAAAUCAAUGGCAACCAAAAAAAAAGAAAAGAAAAAACCUAAACAGUAUGUUAUAAAAUGUAUAACAUACAGAUUUCUUGUACUAUAUUUGGGUACUGAACGUUUUUAGCAUACGUGGUAUUCCAUGUGAAGUGGGAUUUUUUUUUUUUUUUUGUAUAAUACCCAUGAGUAGUACAAAAUAUCCACUGGUCAUCAAAAUUGGUGAUGGUGACUCAUAAAAGUGGUCCGCUUCGUGUGGAAUUCUACGUGCAUAAAACCACUCAAGCUACCUUUCUGAAGGUAGAAGAAAUAUCGCUACGUAUAACGGUGUCUUAUCUUAUAUGAUGUCAUAUUAAUAAUUAAUAAGUAUGAUAAGAGUACUACAUUAUAUCAAAGAAAUAUCUUAUAUACUUAUAUAUAAAAAAAUUUAUAUAUGUAUAUCGACAUAAUAUUGAACAAUACAAGAGAUACAUUAUUGUGAGCCGCUGUGUCUAAGAGGCUACAAAAUGUCACGGAAGUGAAACAAAAAUUUGAAAAAUGAAAGAUCAUGUUUUUAAUGUUAUACGGAGAGGGAAAAAAAAAACAAACAGAAAUUUGUCACUCGAUAUAAUUGAUGAAACGUUAUGGGACGUACAGGAUGGCCUGCUGAAAUGAUUAAUUAGUUUUAUCUGAUAGAGCAGUGAUUUAUUGCAGAAUAAAAAUUUGGGGUAAAUCAUAGUAAGCCACCCUUUAUACAGUACUCUUUACCCUCUUGACCAAAUCAACGAGGAUUGCGCUACAUACAGGGUGGUCCAGUAGAGACUAGAUAUUGUGUUACGAUCAGUUCUAUUUUAUUGCCGAACUAUUAAUUGAUUCGAUUUUAUUUUAUUCCAAAUUAAAUAUUGAAAUAUGUUCUAAGCAGUGUUUCUUAACUGAUGGGUUAUUAUAGUGAUAGAGUCUUGACAAGUUAGUCAAAUAUCUGGCAAUGGGCUGUGAUGAAGUAAAUUGUAGAACAAUUAUGGUAUGGUAUGUACUUAGUACGUGGUACUUUGCACACGUUGCCACUGAUCAUGUAUGAGGAUUGCUAUUGGGUUACGUACCGAAGAGGGCUGCCCCAAAUAGGAUUUCAUUGGAACUUUGUUUAACAAUCCUGGCAGUUUCAACCCCUGCAGUUUUUAGAUAAAGCUGAGUUCAAAAAUAUCAUGCUAUACUCGGUUAAAAAUUUGAGUCUUCCUCUGUUUAACUUUUUCGAUAAAAAUUAUUACCUAGGACGAAGAAAAACGAAGAGACAUUGUUAUUCCUCAUGUAAAUCCUUGUGAGAUUGGACCCUCUUUAGUAUGUAAUGUACAACGAAUGUAUCGUGAACACAUGUUGACAAGUGAAAUUUUUGUCAAGUCAAUUUGAAAGCGAAUAAAAGUUUUUUUUUAUUUGUUGUGUAAAGUACCAUGUGCUGCUUUGGAAUGGUAUGUCGUGUACUGAGGAACAUUUAUAGAAUAGCUUAUAUAUUUUGAACAGUUUCCUAUAUUCCAGAAUGAAUAACAAAAUUAUGUAUUUAAAAUAAUUUUUAAACGAUGUUAGUAUAUUUAGGCAUAAAAUCUGCUAUUUAUGGAUUACAGUUUUGUAUUAUUAAAUCUUUGAUUUCGUUUUUUUUCUACACCAUCUUCUGACGGUCCAGCGCAGGUACCCUUUAUCGUUGAAUUAAAGUAACAAAUUUAGGCAUAAAAUAGGCUUAUAAGAUUAGUCGAUAAUUAUAAAUUUGUAAUAUAUCCUAUAAUAUUAAUUGUUAUCAUAUAGUACUAAUAAAUUUCUUUAUCCAUGCAAAGCAUGAUAGUUUGUCAGACAAAAAAGAAAAGAAGAAAAAUAAUAAUAAUAAUAAAUAAAUGAAUAAAUAAAAAUAAAAAUAAAAAAAAAUAAAAUAAAAUAAAACAAAAAAUGAAGUGUAGUAAUAACGAAAUGUUGUACAAAUUGAAAUUGAUGGCAAUAUGUGAUCGGAGCUUAAAAAAAUGGUAAUUUGAAAUCAAAUCGAUGACCAUUGUGUGCUAUGAAAUUUUUUAAUCCGGCGAAGUUCGCCAAUACUCUAAAUUGCACAGCCUUUGAAAAAUUAAAACACUCCGGCGACCUCCUGCAAUAUUAAUAAAAUUACAGCAACAACGAAAGAAUUGCAUGUAAUUACAGCUUACAAUACUUACGUACAGAUAUAACAGAGCGUAAUUCGACCCAUUCCGAAAGUAUGUACAGUGAUUACGAAGAGUGUUGUGCAUUUUAUUAAUUAUGGGACUGAAAAAAGAGUUAAGAAACACUGUUGGAAUAUAUAUGUAUUUAUAUAUAUAUGUGUUUACAAUUAGGGUACAGAAUGCUUAUAUUUUCACUUGGGACAGAAUAUUUUGUUAUCGCUACGAAUCACUAUCUACGUCAGGGUCCAUGUUACGUGUUUCGUAUAUAGCGUUAUCCUAUGGGUUUAUCAAUAUAAGUGAAAGAUUCGAACGUGAAUACCAGAUAUAUUUCGGAUGGUAUAGCAGUUUGUGUCCAGAUUACAUCAAUGUUAUGGCAGAGGGGCUUAACUCUAUCGCCAUAAAUAUUUCUCAAAAUUAUAAAUGUUCAUUUAGCGAGUAACUGAUAUUUAUUUCAACAUUUGAAAAUAACCGGCCAAUAUUUUGCUGUAGCAAUAUUUUCGGAAUAAGUAACGUUUAUCGUGUUGAUGAAAAAAAAAAAUAAGAAUUUAUUUACAUUAUUUAAAAGAACAUGUUAGCGUUUCUCUUGUAUAAAUUUUAUUGAAUUAAUUAUUGAUUUGAACUAUAGUUUCAAAAAGCGAUUAUGUGUCAUUAGAAUUAAAAUAAUUAUUCUAUGACUUCUCAUUAACCUUAUGUAUAAAUAAAUCGUACAUACCUAUACAUA
Molecule: messenger RNA, 7925 nt
Organism: Athalia rosae (coleseed sawfly)
Lineage: Eukaryota; Metazoa; Arthropoda; Insecta; Hymenoptera; Athaliidae
Gene: Smox
Product: mothers against decapentaplegic homolog 3
Exons: 6
Coding region: 285-1706 (473 amino acids)
Biological process (GO): regulation of transcription by RNA polymerase II; SMAD protein signal transduction; anatomical structure morphogenesis
Cellular component (GO): heteromeric SMAD protein complex
Molecular function (GO): I-SMAD binding; DNA-binding transcription factor activity, RNA polymerase II-specific; RNA polymerase II cis-regulatory region sequence-specific DNA binding
Source: RefSeq, a predicted model, not a curated record